AUGGUCCCCGCCGCCCCAACCUGGGCCUUGUUCUGGGCCCUGCUGCUGCUGGAUCUGGGCGCUGGGGCGGUGGGGACCGAGGAGCACGCGGCUGUGUCCACCCCAAGGCCCAGUUCCCGCAGCCCAGCCCGCACCUACAGCUCCCAGCUGAGCCGCAGCACCAGCCCGGCCCGGAGGGACACGACGGUGGAGGAGGGCGAGGAGGACGACCUCAUGGUGGUGGCAGACCAGAGGGUGGGCCCAGCCACAGCCGAGCUCCUGGCCUCCACGGCGACAGGCCUGAUCCGCACCAUCCCAGACGAGGACGAGGACGACACCCUGGAGGAGGGCAGCGUGGUGGUCAACACCAGGAAGACCACAGAGGCCGAGGAGGACAUGUCCAGCACCGCAGGGCCCAGCCCCGCCUUCCCCUCCAAUGUCCAGGAGCCUGAGAUCAGGAUGACCACGACAGACAAGACCCAGGACAGCCCUGGCACGUCCAGCAUCUCCACGGCCUCCUCCUCCUCGGUGGACGAGCCCUACUCGGAGAACACGGAGGGCACCGAGAGCACACUGACCACCCUGAACAGAUGGACCACCUACGGGUCCACCCCAGAGCGCUGGAGGUCACCCCCACCCAUCCACAUGCCGCCCCCCGAGGACCUCAGGCUGGUGCUGCUGCCCUGGGGCCCUUGGCACUGCCACUGCAAGGCUGGCACCAUGACCCGCUCCCGGGCUGGCAAGCUGCAAGGCCUGUCCGGCCGCCUCCGGGUGGGGGCCCUGAACCAGCUUCGCACAGAGCACAAGCCUUGCACCUACCGCCAGUGUUCCUGCGACAGGCAGCGGGAGGAAUGUCCCCUGGACGACAGUGACUAUCCCCCUGCCAGCUCCACCAGCAAGCCCAGACCCACCAGCAAGCCCACCAGCAAGCCCACCACCAAGCCCACCCCUCGGCCCAGAACCCCACCCCUCUUCAGGCCCAGAAAGGGUUCGGCUCUGGUGUUCUGGAAGCGGGUCAGGAUUGGGCUGGAGGACAUCUGGAAUAGCCUGUCUUCGGUGUUCACGCAGAUGCAGCCAAUAGACAGAAACCGGAGGUAA
Messenger RNA from Suncus etruscus (white-toothed pygmy shrew), 1077 nucleotides. It is a transcript of the gene C19H1orf56, whose product is annotated as chromosome 19 C1orf56 homolog. The transcript has 2 exons. NCBI's taxonomy places the organism in Eukaryota, Metazoa, Chordata, Mammalia, Eulipotyphla, Soricidae. The record is from RefSeq and is a predicted model, not a curated record. Gene Ontology annotation, biological process: regulation of cell population proliferation. The coding region runs from base 1 to 1077 and encodes 358 amino acids.